Schistocerca americana (American grasshopper) is the source of this 1228-nucleotide messenger RNA. RefSeq lists its product as uncharacterized. The record is from RefSeq and is a predicted model, not a curated record. NCBI's taxonomy places the organism in Eukaryota, Metazoa, Arthropoda, Insecta, Orthoptera, Acrididae. The transcript is spliced from 5 exons. The coding region runs from base 20 to 847 and encodes 275 amino acids.
AACAUUAACACUGUAUCACAUGUCAGUGGCAAGUGAAAGUGUUGAAGAAUUCCUUUCCUUACUUUGUGAAGUAGUUGAUAAAGGUGGCAAUAUAUCUGGAGACAUACGUCUUAGCAAUGCAGAGUCAUCUUGGCUACGACUGACAGCUGGCUGUGCGCUCUUGAAAAUGUCUACUGAUCCUGUUGUGUGGAAGAAAGUCUCAAUACUUCACAUGGCUACAAUCAGUUCUCUCAUACUUGAUGAAAAUGAGAAUGUCUGUCUGCAGUUUGUUAGAAAGUUAUGUCAUCAUCUGGCUAACGAGAACUUCCCUGUUGAUUUCUUUGCUUUCUUUUCUUUGGUUGGCAUGGAGAAACGACAACAUCUUAGAGAUAAAUUUGAAGAUUAUUUCCAUGACUGUGUGAAAGCAAAGUGGGCAGAGAUUGGCAAGAUUUGUGGGAAUUCUAUGGGGAACAUGGAGAACUGUCCAGGCACUGUCAACAAUAUUAUACCAGAAACCAGCAUUAAUGCUGUGAUUGCCUUACUGGCUUAUUAUCCGGAGUUAAAGGAUGUAAAUGAGAUGGUAAUAAAGAAAGAGAUUUGUGCUUGUCUUAAAUUCUUCUGGGGUCUGAUGCUUCUUCAUAAAUUCAGCACUGUACAUCCAUCAGUGAGCUCUUACAAGGAGUUUCUGGACAAAAUCAAGAGGAGUGUUAGCUCUAUUGACCCUGAUGAUGAACAAGCAGCUGAGCGAUUGCGUGUGGUUGCCCUUCUGGCAGGUGCAACUCUACAAGGAGCAUGUCGACAAGUACACAGGUCUGGAACAGAGAAAGUCAUCAUCACACCAAACACCAAAUAUUAUUUAAUACGCUGACCACAAUGUCAAGUGGAAUAAGGUACAUUAUCAAAGUAUGGUGUGUCAUAUCAUAACAGGCAGUGUGAACAAUGUUAAAGAAAUAAUGAUAGGGUUAUUAUUAGGAGACUGUAAUUCUUAUUGUUGCUUCGGCCCAGUUGGAGAAAAAGAAAAAAAGAAAUGAUAAAGAAAAGCAAUGUAUUUUAUAACUUGCCUAUGUGACUGCAAAUAAUAGUAUUGUGUAUGUAUAGCAAUUACGGCCAAGUGUAAACUGGAAGAUUCUGGAAAUAUCUUUUUGUCCCAGAUAAAUAGCAUGCUACUGUGUAAUUAUAAUGAUGAAAAAGAGAGAUUUUUUUGGUUAUUAUUAUUUGUUGUGUGUGUGUGUGUGUGUGUGUGUGUGUG